Chlorella variabilis is the source of this 1824-nucleotide messenger RNA. RefSeq lists its product as hypothetical. The transcript has 15 exons. Gene Ontology annotation, cellular component: nucleus; perinuclear region of cytoplasm; cytosol. The coding region runs from base 1 to 1824 and encodes 607 amino acids. Gene Ontology annotation, molecular function: GTPase activator activity; small GTPase binding. The record is from RefSeq and is a predicted model, not a curated record. NCBI's taxonomy places the organism in Eukaryota, Viridiplantae, Chlorophyta, Trebouxiophyceae, Chlorellales, Chlorellaceae. Gene Ontology annotation, biological process: activation of GTPase activity; nucleocytoplasmic transport.
AUGAGCACGGAGAGCGACAAGUGGCAGCCGUGGCGGCUACAGCAGCUGCUGCCCUGCAGAGCCAUGGGCGACUCCGAUGACGAGGAGGAGGAGGUGGAGGAGCAGCAGCAGGCGCAGCAGCAGCAGCAGCAGCAGGCAGCCACGUCAGCGCGGGCGGAGGAGGAGCGGGAGGCGGAGGCGAGCAUGGCGGCAGCCUCCAGCACCACCGCCGAGGCGGCGCAGCGCAGCACGCAGGCUUCGCGCGGCGUGUCGCAGCAACGGCAGGCCCUGGCUGCGCCCACAGCAGCAGCAGCAGAGCCGGAUAUGGGCCAGGCGUGGCGCAUGGGCCUGGGCGGCGUGGUGGCGCUGGCAGCCUUUGCCGGCCUCGGCUUCCUGGGCCACCGCCUCUUCAAGAGCAAGGCGGUGACCGAGGCGGUGGCGGGCGUGCAGCAGGCAGGUGGCGCCUCCAUCCAGAGCCGCGGGCUGGCCAAGGAGGCGCAGCAGCGGCUGAACGAGUUCAUGGAUGUGCUGCGCAACAUGGCCACCGCCGACCUGUCGGCCAAGAACCUGGGGGACGAGGGGUUUGCCUACGUGGUGGACGCGCUGUCGUUCAACGACAGGUGUGUGGCCGCCGACUUCUCCAAGAACGGCAUCGGCCCCCAGGGCUGCGCCCAGCUGUGCCAGGUGCUGACCAGCAACAGCGGGCUCAAGACGCUGCUGCUGGACACAAACACGCUUGGGGAUGAGGGGGCGGCCAUGCUGGCCACGGCGCUGGCCGGCGGCAGCCGCCUCACCAGCCUGAACCUGUCUGGCAACAACAUCGGGGAUGCGGGCGCCAAGGCGCUGGCCGAGAUGCUCAAGACCAACACCACGCUGGAGGUGCUGGAGCUGAACGGCAACGUGAUUGACUAUGAGGGGGUGGGCGCGCUGGCAGAGGCGCUCGCGCAAAACACCUCACUCAAGACGCUCGGCCUCAGCGACAACUACAUCCAGACGCCCGGCGCCGCGCUGCUGGCGGCUGCGCUCAAGGAGAACAACACGCUGCAGGAGCUGUACAUCAAGGGCAACGAGCUGGGCGACGAGGGCAUCAAGUCGGUGUGCGAGGCGCUGAAGCAGCACAAGGAGCUCAAGGCGGUCGACUUUGGCAACAACAGCAUGGGCAAGGAGGGGGCGUUUGCGCUGGCAGAGCUGCUGCGCGGCUGCACCACCAUCACCGACGUCAACAUCAACAUGAACGACGUGGGCAACGACGGCGCGUUCCAGAUUGCGGCGGCCAUCAAGGACAACCGCUCGCUCAAGCUGCUGGAUGUGGGCGGCAACAACAUCGGCGAGGACGGCGCCAAGGCGCUGGCGGCCGCGCUCAAGGGCAACGAGGAGCUGCGCAGCCUGGAGCUGAGCUACAACCCGAUGGGGCCGGAGGGGGCGCAGGCCUUUGCCGACAUCAUCAAGUACGACAUGAAGCUGGAGGUGCUGGGCAUGGGCUGGUGCAAGGUGGGCAGCGGGGAUGGUGUCAAGGCCGUGGCCGACAUGCUGAUGUACAACAACACAAUCCGCCGCCUGGACCUGCGCGGCAACGGACUGGGCAACGACGGCGCCAUCUGGUUCUCCCGAGGCUUCAAGGAGCACACCAACGACGCGCUGCGCGAGCUGGAGCUGGGGUACAACGAGAUCAAGGAUGAGGGGGCCUGUGCCCUGGCGCAGGCGCUCAAGGCCAACCCUGAGGGCGCCCCCAAGGAGUUCAAGAUCAAUGCCAACUACAUCACCAAGUUUGGGCAGGUGGCUCUGACCGAGGCGCUGGACAUGGUAUAUGACAUGGCCAAGAAGGAGAUCACAAUCACCUUCUGA